UUUGCUUCUGUGCGGUAAAUGAUGUUGUGAAUCACGUCGAAGCGGAUCAUGUCCGAUCCAAAAACGAUCAUCGAAGGAUCCAUCAAGUACCGUGAUGGCAAGAAGUGGAAACCUCGAUGGUGUGUUGUCAGCAAGUUAUCUCCUGUAGCAGACUGUAUUCAUCUACAGUUGUAUCGAGAUAGUAAAGAACGGUGUCAAAAUGGCCCAACCAAAGCAUCCUUAUCGCUGGAAGGAUUUUUGGGAAUGGAGACGUGUUUUACCUUGGACAAAGAAAGCAACACAAUGGCCCUUAUCUGCCCAGAAGUUGUCGUUGUUGUGGCCUUUGACUCUCGAGAACUACUCAUACAGUGGCAGGUUAAGAUUAGAGCCCAUCUCGUUGAAGAACAACAACACCUAGUGCAGAUUUCUCACAUUCCACCAAAAAGCAAGUUACCGUGUGGACCUGCACGACUUCACCUACAAGACUACACUUUUUGCUUAACAGCCGGUAUACCUCCCAGAUUGCUAGGCACAUGGCCUUUGAAAGAACUUCGCAAAUUUGGCGUGGUGGAGAAUAAAUUCUGUUUUGAAGGUGGCUCCCUCUGUGGUCGAGGAGAAGGAGUACACGUUCUUCUCACUAACCAAGCUGAAGAUCUGACGAAAGCCUUCGAUUUAGCCACCAGAGGCAAGCUAGCCGGAAAGCGAAAAGUGGCAUCUAGAAAAAAUUCUGUUUGCGAAUCUUCAACUCGAGUUUCUCUACAGUCAAAAACCACCAUCAAGUCCUUUGUCAAAUCAAGUACUGAAUCGAGUCGAGCCUUACUUGGGGAUUAUCCAGGGAAUAACACUUGUAAACUUCAUUAUCGUUGGCCCUCUUCUGCUUCUCAUAGCACAGCGACAUCUGUAGUUGCAGUUAGUGACGUUGAGAGUAUGGAGACAGUUUCGAUGAACCUUAGUGACAUCCAAGAGGUAUCACCAAAACUUCCUCAUCGAACUGAGAGCAGCAACCCUGUGACCAAUCAAAUUUCAUCAAAUGAUAAAUCAUUGUGGAAAUUUGACCAUUGUUCUAAAUGCGGUCGCCACUACUGUACAAAAACUGGAAUCGCACUAAAUAACCGGCAGAGGUCGUAUUCUCCAGACGAUCGCCGAGAAAGCCGAAAUUUUGCUACUCCGUGGGCAUUGGAACUUCGACCAUUAUUUACUUCUACAGAGAGUGUAUUGCGUACAAGAAACUCCACGAAUCGUCAUGACAAUAAACGUUUCGUAGACAGGGCAUCGCUUAGCUCACAAAGCAGUCACAGCAGUAGCAGCACCAGUAGUGGAAGCUCUGAAUAUUCUGUUCCACGAAACUGCUUGGAAACAUUAUAUGAUCGUCCUCGAAGUAUCCAUAUUAAUAAUGGAGUGACCACGCCAAAGAGUCCUUCUAAAGUGACCAGUAUAGGAAACAGUCCAAUCUGGGAAGAAGUAGGAGACCGAACGAUGAACACUUCUGGUCAACCGACAGAUAACAUUUGCUAUUGUAUAGUGCCAUUUAGUAGCAACACGUUACCUCGCUAUAUUUCUUGUUCCUGCUUACAAAGUCGAGCACCUGCCCAGAACGAAAGUCAGACACCAGGACAGAUGACUAUUAGCAGGAAAAGCUGUACUUCCCUAAGUCUACCUAAGACUCGUCUGGAACAAGUAUCAACACUUGACAGGGGCUUCGUGAGGAAAGAGAAUGCUCAAACAUCUGUAGCCGUUGAUAUUUGUACAUGUUGCCUAAUUCCAAAUCCUUGUUCCCAUUACGCUAUUCCCAGGACAGCUCUGGCUAACAUGUAUUUAAGGGAACUGAAGGAAACAAAAGAAGAUUGUAUUGCUGAAGGAAAGCUGGAACCGGUUACAACUCCGAAGGUUGACGAAGCGUUAGAGCAAUACGAUGUUCCUCGAAAAUUUAAAGAACACUUGAAUAUUAAUCAGAACACCACUGCACUGCUUCCUCCAUCUAUCAAUGACCAAUCACAACGUACGUCUUGUCUGCAAACCCACGGUAUUGUAGCACAGGGUCCUGUAUCUUCUGAAGAAGCAUUUCCUUCCUGUUCCUGCCAAAAUUUGAUGACGAACGAUAGUAAGGGAAGCUUGGUUUCACCCUCGAGCAAACCUAUCUCUGAAAAAAUAAAUAAUCCUUUCAACUCUACUAUUACUUCGUCACUCCCAAAUAAUUUACAAGACACAAAUUUGAAUAGUCUUUCUUUGGAAAAGAAAGAAAAUACUUUAGAAAAGUUAAGUGAAAGAUUGAUUACGAGAGAAACAUUAAUAUGUACUUGCAAAAAAAUGUUUCCAAGCCCUGUUUCAAUUCAUCUUGAUAAACAACAACACGUUCUAUGUGAUGAUAGUACUGCAAUAAAGCAACAGUGUCAAAGUACACUUCAAUCUCAAGAAGCAUUUUCAGAUUAUGUUAACAUGGAACAUGCCAACAUUUCAAAAGACAAGUCUGAAUAUAAAUGUGAAGAGCCUACUCCUAAUAUACCAAAUUAUGUCAAUCUAACAUUUAUUGAAUCUCUUCCUCUGUAUGAAAAUUCAGAUGCUUUAUUGAAAAUAUUUCCGACAAAACCUAGUGAUUUUCACUCAUCGAACGUUGGUGAAAAAUCUAGAAAACCUCCAGUAUAUCCAAAGAAAACACCACCUGGUCCCAUAAUAAAUAUACCAUUGAAAAAUCCCAUUCAAAAAAGUGAUAUCAGUGAUUGUAAUAGCAUAACCACUAAUUCUACUCCCUGUUUUAAAGGAACUUCGGAAGGAUUAUAUAAUAUCGUGUCUUUUACUGGCAAGAAAUGUAGUUUAGAAGCAGAAGACAGUGAUAAUUAUUUACUAAUGGAACCUGUAGUUCCUUGGAAAUUAAUGAAAGGCUUUUCGUCAUCACAAGGUAACUCGUAUACAUAUCCUCGUACUUUAAAGACCCAUAAUGAUAGACAAAAACCAGAUUCCCCAGAAAAUAUAAUAACAAAAUUGCCUCUUUGCCCUUUUAUUCCCUAUUUAUUACCCUCGAAAGAAAUCGAUAGCGGUGGUGGACGUUGCAGUUUAAAUAGCAACACGGAAAAGACCUUCGUAAGUCCAUUUCAAAGGAGAAAAAAACUAACUUUUCAAGAAAAUACAUCUGAAACAUCUUUAUUAAAUUCCCUUGGAAACUCAAAGAAAACAAUCUCGGUCUGUAAAAUAUCAAACUCUGCAGCAACGUCUAAAAAUCAAUUAGAAGAUACUAAAGAGCAUGCUCCAAGGCUAAUUGGAAGUCCAAAACCUUCACCUGUCAGAAAAUAUUCCUUCUUUUCUAAGUUGCCAUUGAGGUCUAAAGACAAAUCGCACAGCACUGAUGAAAUAUCUCCAAUCUCCUCUGAACCUUCUUCUCCAAGCUAUAGACCAUUAGAAAACCUUCAAAAAAAACCUGCACAUCGCUCAGCAGAUUGUCUCAAACUUUCAGAUGAACACAGACUGUCUGAAGAUGAACUAGACCAAGAAAAUUAUGAUGUAAUAUUAAGCGAAACAAACGAUUCGUCAAGUAUUACAAAAAAAUCACCAGAUGUUCCUUGUAAACCAAAAUAUCGAAGUUCUCAACCUAGCCCUUCUGAUUCAGGUGUAUCAGUCAGUUUACCUCUCAGUGGUGACAAGGAAACAACACUUGGCAAGAUAUCUCCUCACAUUGUCUGUAGUUUUCAUGGAUCUCUACCAAGAAAGCUUCAUAAAAUAGAAUGUCGGGAAAUUAUUCGUACUAGCAAGAGGCCGUGCUGCUUAAUUAAAAGAGAUUUCUCAGAUCAUCUCAAUAAUCGUGGGCCAUUUAAGAAAACAGACGAGUGCACAUCUCAAAACAUUCAAGCGUACCAACAACUGAUAUCUCCAGAUUGUCCAUCAACCACUGAGCUCCUGGUGACAGCCAGUAGUUCCUCUUCUGACAUGAGUGAUUACAUAGAGACUUUAUCCUUGUGUUCACACAGUAGCACAAGCAGUGGAAGCAGCUGUGAAUGUAUGCAUGCUGAAGAAAUCUAUGUUCUUGCUCCUGGGACCAUUGGGUCUAAUAAAUACAAUCUUCAAAGAACUUACUCCGGUCAAGAAUGUCUUCUUCUGAGCCAUAGUAAAUCACUAUCCAAUACUUCAGUUACACCUCAACCUUGUUGUUACACUGGAGACUAUGGUGUCUCUAAGAACACGUCUUCGUUAUGUUCUGAAAGUUACAGUUAUUGUCCGUGUUCUAGCUCGGAGACUAAUGUUCAGACAAAAGAUCCUAAAAUGUUAGAUUACGUUCUAGUAGACACCUCAAAUUCAGAUCACACAGUAAAAUCUGAUUCUCUGGAGUAUGCUUUAAUUGACAUUGUAGCAAGUACACCGAUGAAAGACAAUGGAAAAGAAUGUCCUACUGACACUAAAAACUGAAUGUGAUUCUUUCCAUUGCUCAGAAAACUUAGUAAAGCAUUCGUACUGGUUCUUUUAGCUAAAUCCAAGUGAUAUUUUCAGCUGGUUUGUAUGUACUUACAUUAUAUUUAUUAUGAUUAAACCAAAUAGUCAGUUUCCUUGUAUAUAGAUGAACGUAGGUAAGAAAUCAAAAUAGUUGAAAUGUUGCAGGCAUAUAUAUAAACUGCAUUUGAAACAAAACAUUUCAUGCUAAAAUAUUUAAAAGUAAGAUUAUGGUUUGAAGACACUUUGUCUUAAAUGCUACACUGUGAAGGAUCGGUAAUUUACACAUACUAAUAUUCACACAUUUGUUUUGAAUAUUCACAGUUUUCAUAAUAAAUAUCGAAAUAACGACCUUGUCAUAAAUUGCAGAAGUGAAUCUUUUAGAAUACUGUCCGCAAUGUCAGUAUUUAAAAAUCGCUACAUAAACUAACACGAUUAUAAUUCAAAUUAACUCGUUGAAACUUCCUAUAAUGUUCAUGUCACUAGGGUUAGAGAAUAGUGUAAUGCUGUAGAAGAUAUUGUCAGGCUUAUCUUAUAGCCAUUUUUGGAAAUCAGAAAGUGGUGGAAAGAUUAGAAAUGUUCUAAAAAAGGAGGACAUUGAGAUUGUUAAUUGUCUUUACCAAAGUUCAGAACAAAAAAAAAGAAAUGUACAAAAAGGAGACUCGAUGUUGGUUUUUUUUACUUGUUUGUUUUUCGAAGUAUCCAAAACCACAAACUAUAAGUACAUACAAAGUCGGUUAUCUUCGUUUUAGUUAUUGCUUUUUACGAAGUUCUUAAAUUAUUAGUUUUAUUUAAAGGAAACAUUUCGUAAAAGAAAUGUAUUUGUUUCGCUUAAAUAAAACAAGAAUUAAGUUUUAUAUACAAGAAACAGUAUCAGAAUGAAAAAAGUUACUAAACACUCGUUUAUUCAUGUACUUACAAGUGUUAUUUGUCAUUAUUAUCGAGUAAAAUCAAAACCAGUAAUUUAGAUAAUAAAACGAUUCGGAUAUACGAUAGUUCCUUUUUUGAAUCUGUAUGUUAGGGGAUAUUUCAUCUAGAAUAACACAGUUAGUUGCAGUUCUGUUUUUAUUCUCGUUCUUUUCUGAAUAACAUCAAAACAUUUUAUGAUCGUUGCUGAUAUCAGUAAUUGGAGGUUAUGUACAUUCAUCAUUGAUGUCACAUUCUUCAUAUAAUAAAAGUCGGUUCCUCUCCUACUAUCAUUUUUCCACGCUCCCUGUGUCACUGCUACGUUUUCUAACAUCAUAACAGUGCCUGUAUAGGGUUAAUAUGAAGGUGUCGCAAUUACAUAUCAGGAGAACGGUUCCAUGAAGCGUACUUGGUUUAAUCAGUACAAAAGAGAUUUCAUUCAUUAAAUAAAAAAAGAGGAAGCAAAGAGUUAUUUGGAAAGUAUGUUGUUUUUGAUUAGAGUUCGUCAAUCUUUAUUCUCUGUCGAACAAUGCACGUAAGAACGUUAUUUUGUAUAGAGUACAAUGUAAGUUAUGUGUGAAUAUAUAUAAAAAAUAUUUGUUCUGUAUAUUUUGGGGUUUGUAAAAGUAGAUGUAUAGGAGGAAUUAUAGGUUUAUAAAACUUUACACUGGUUUAGUUUUUCAUCUGUAAGUUUUUGGUAGUUGUAUAAUGUAGAACACUGUUUUUGUUGGCUUUUACCAUAGCAUUUUCAGAACAUCUGUCAGUGUGUGUGUGUCUUGGAUUCCACACGUGGAUAUACUAGAUAUACUGAGCACGUACAUGGGAUAUUUACAUAACCUUAUCAAAACACCUUUGUACUCUUGUUGUAAUAAAGUUGAUUAAAGUUUCGUGUCCGAAA
Molecule: messenger RNA, 6199 nt
Organism: Limulus polyphemus (Atlantic horseshoe crab)
Lineage: Eukaryota; Metazoa; Arthropoda; Merostomata; Xiphosura; Limulidae
Exons: 10
Coding region: 49-4374 (1441 amino acids)
Biological process (GO): neuromuscular junction development; positive regulation of protein tyrosine kinase activity
Molecular function (GO): protein kinase binding
Source: RefSeq, a predicted model, not a curated record